CUAUUACCAUGCAGAUCAUGUCAAAAUAAAAUAUUUGGUUAUAUAUCAAAACACUAGAAUCUUGAAAUUUUCGAAUAAUAAAGUGACGUUAUAAUAUGUAUUGAAUAUUGUGAAGAUAGUGUUUUGCUAGACUUAAAGUUUCAUCAUGGAUUUGGAUAUUGCCGCAACAGAAGAGAAUCUUGUUGAAGCCUUACGAAGAGCCUCAAGUCAAGAUGCAGCAAUAUUGAAACCAGCUGAAGAAAAAUUACGUGAAUGGGAAAUUCAACCUGGCUUUUAUUCUGCUUUACUUAACAUAAUUUCAACUCAUAAUUUAGAUUUGAAUAUCAGAUGGAUGGCUGUUUUAUAUAUGAAAAAUGGUAUUGAUAAGUAUUGGAGAAAAACUGCUCCCAAUGCCAUUAGUGAAGAAGAAAAGAUUUUAAUCAAAAGGGGAUUGAUUUCAUCAUUCAAUGAACCUGUCAACCAAAUAGCCACACAAAGAGCGGUUUUAGUAGCUAGGAUUGCAAGAAUAGAUUGUCCAAAAGAAUGGGGGGACCUUCUACCUUCACUUUUGCAGACAAUAUUGAGCAAUGAUAUCCUAAUUCAACACAGAUCAAUGCUGACCCUUCAACAUGUUAUUAAAUCAAUAGCAUCUAGAAGAUUGACUGGAGAUAGGAGAAUUUUUCAAGAUUUUACUGUCGGUGUUUAUAGUUUUAUUGUUAAUUUAUGGAAUACUUUUACGGAUUUGUUCAUCAGCAAUAUAUGCCAGAAUGAGAGUGUAGAACUGAUAAUAUCUAAUUUAGAAAAAGCUGUUCUGAUUUUGAAAAUAUUGAGGAAUUUGACGAUUCAUGGAUUGUACAGACCACAUGAGAAUCGAGACUGUAUGGCGUUCUUGAAAGUUUUGUUAGAUAAAACAAAAUCAGCUUUGGAAUGCAGAAAACAGCUGAAAGGAAAAGGCAUCUAUGUCUUGGAAUUAUGUGAAAAAUAUAUCAAUCACGCAACUAAAGUACUGGUAUCGUUAUUGGAGAAUCAUCCAUUUUCCUUUAUCAACCUCAUCCACAGCAGUUUGGAAUUCACCACAUAUUAUUUGUUCACACCGGAAGGAAUCCAGUACACAUACGAGAGAUUUUCGAUCCAGUGUUUCAAUAUUAUAAAAGGAAUUCUACACUGUAACGAUUACAAACCACUGAAAAAUACACAAAGUUCCAAAUAUAAUGAGAUGGUACAGGCGAGAGAUAUAAAAUUAAACUUUUUCCAACCCAACAUACUUACAGAGAUCUGUCGGAGACUUGUAACCCAUUAUUUUAUACUGAAUCAAGACGAAUUAGACAUGUGGGAUGCAGAUCCUGAAACGUUUGCUAAUGACGAAAUAGGGGACAGCUGGAAAUACAGCCUUCGGCCAAGUAUGGAAACUGUUUUUGUUACCAUGUUCCACGAGUUUAGAGACAUUUUGGCGCCUGUUUUAUUGGAACUCGUAGUAGAAACUAGUGAUAUAGUUUCAUCAGAGGAUUUACCAGCAAUCUUGAAGAAAGAUGCUGUUUAUAAUGCAGUCGCUUUGGCAGCAUUCGAUUUAUAUGAAGAGGUUGAUUUUGACAAUUGGUUCAUCCGAACCCUUAGCGAGGAACUGAAGAUAAAACACAACAAUUAUAGAAUAAUUAGAAGGAGAGUGAGUGUACUUAUGGGCAAAUGGGCAGGUAUCAAACUAUCUCCGAAACUGAGGCCAUAUAUGUAUGAGUGUGUUAUAAAUUUGUUGAGCUGUCAAGAAGACAUGGCUGUGAGGAUUACCGCAUCUUCAACAAUGAGAUACGCUAUAGACGAUUUUGAAUUUGAUGCAGAACAAUUCAAGGAUUACUUGGAGGCUUCAUUCAAUUUACUAUUUCAGCUUCUGAAGGAGGUUCAAGAGUGUGAAACUAAGAUGCAUAUUCUGAACGUGAUGACUCUAAUAGUGGAGAGGGUGGGCCAUACGAUACAGCCUCAUACUGAUGCCCUGAUCCAGUAUCUACCCCUGAUAUGGAAAGAAUCCGAAGACCACAACAUGCUUAGAUGCGCCAUUGUUUCGACACUUGUUCAGUUGGUUAAAGCUCUUGGAACUGUGGUUCCCGAACUGACACCUUUUCUUAUUCCAAUCAUCAUGUUGGGAACCGAUCCUAAGCAGUCGGCCAUCGUUUAUCUACUAGAAGACAGCUUGGAAUUGUGGUUAACUGUACUGGAGAAUUCUUCAGGCAUGACCAGUGAGCUUAUCCAGCUUUUCAAUAACAUACCAUCCCUGCUUGAUUACUCGACUGAAGCAUUUGGCUUAUGUAUGGGAAUUUGUUCGGUACAUACUCUCUUAGCGCCAGAAGUAGUGAUGCAAACUCACGGUCUUCAAAUAAUGACCCUUUGUAGUAACAUGAUGGCCGAUUUGAAGAACGAAGGAAUCAUGAUGAUAUUAAGACUGGUAGAAUUGUAUCUUAGGGCUAGUCCGACGCUAGGACCGGAAACGGUUCUCCCAAUCUUACCCAGAAUAUUUGAAGGUGUAUACGAAGGUGAAAAAUAUCCCAUGAUCAUGUCAAUGUACAUAACGGUCCUAUCUAGGGUUCUGAUAUCCAACCAUAAUAUAUUUUCUAAUGUAUUGAACAUGCUGGCUUCUGUACAUAAUGAAAGUGAAGAAAUAGUUAUGUCAAAAAUAUUAAGAGUUUGGUUGCUCAAAAUGCCCAAUGUCUCGCAAGUAGAACAAAGAAAAGUAAUGGGCCUAGCUUUAGCUAAUAUCCUGACGAUAAUCUCCAGGCCCAUUCUGGAAAUGUUCGGCUCCAUUAUGAUCCAGGUUUUGGAAGCCUUAAAUGACGUCAUCAAAACAGAUGAAAAUGGAGUAGUUUCUGAUUGUUUAAUUUUAAAUGGAGACAGGAGCCCUAGCUAUUUCUAUGAAGAAAGCGACGGCUUAUGUGAAACUGAACACGAUCAAAGAAAAAAGCAACUGAUUCACGUGGAUCCAGUGCACACAAUUGUUCUUAAAGAAUACCUUCAAUCACAAAUAUUCACCCUGAAAAAUACAUUACCCUUAGACCAGUACGAGCAAUUGUUGAACCUGGUGGAUGCUGAUACCAUGUCAAUGUUGAAAGAAUAUAUUACCUUUUGAAAUUCUAUUCAGAAGACUAAUGUUUUUAUCUUAUUGAUUUUGAAGUAUGUUGAAUGUUAUAUAUUGUAAGAAUUUAAUUGAAAUAUUAAUUUAAAUAUCUUAAUAUUUGUAUUUUUAUUAUAUCAUUGACCAAAA
Harmonia axyridis is the source of this 3226-nucleotide messenger RNA. Its product is annotated as importin-11. Gene Ontology annotation, cellular component: nuclear envelope; cytosol. The transcript is spliced from 13 exons. The coding region runs from base 146 to 3091 and encodes 981 amino acids. Gene Ontology annotation, molecular function: small GTPase binding. Gene Ontology annotation, biological process: protein import into nucleus. The record is from RefSeq and is a predicted model, not a curated record. NCBI's taxonomy places the organism in Eukaryota, Metazoa, Arthropoda, Insecta, Coleoptera, Coccinellidae.